Helianthus annuus (common sunflower) is the source of this 1239-nucleotide messenger RNA. RefSeq names its product golgin subfamily A member 6-like protein 6. Bases 1 to 1239 code for a protein of 412 amino acids. The transcript has 3 exons. The record is from RefSeq and is a predicted model, not a curated record. Lineage: Eukaryota; Viridiplantae; Streptophyta; Magnoliopsida; Asterales; Asteraceae.
AUGAUUGAAAAUAAUCCAAAAGAAAAGUCAAGAGCAUAUGCAGUAAUCCAUGAUGACGAAGGAUAUGAUUGGAGUCAGAUUCCUCCUGAAGAAGAUCGUAUUGAUAAUCAAGUUACAGCUCAUGGCAGAACUACAUCAAAAAGUAAACAUCAUGUUUUUGUUGCUGAAAUAAAGGAGAAAACUCGAGAAGAGAUUCUAAGAGAGAAAACCGAAAGAGAACGAUUCAUUGUUGGAUGCAGAAUGGAGAAAAUGCAGGAAGAGUAUGAAAAUGUUAUUAGAAACAAAAGAUGGGACAAGAACCGAGAAUGUUAUGUCAACAGAGAUGGUGAACCUGUUGUUCCCAGGAGAGAUAUAGUUCAUGAUGAUGUUCUUCUAGUUAUUCCUCUAUCCGACGAGUAUUACUCAAAUGCUGCAAAAGAUAAAACAUAUCCGAAAAGGCUGGAUAAAAUCAUAAGACAUGCCAUGACAUCAAGUUUGAGGAAGAGGGAUGAAGAGAGAAUGAAGAAAAAUGUUGAAAAAUUGGUUGAUGAUUUGAAGAAAAUGGCUAAAGAAGUCAAAAUCGAAGCUGUGAAAGUUAAAGAUGAGAAGAUUGAAGAAGAGAAGGUGAUAAAAGAAGUUGUUGAAGAAAAAGCUGUUACUGAAGAACAGCAGGUUGGUCAAGAAGAGAUGAUGAAGAAAGAAGAAGAAGAAGAAGAAGAGGUAAAGAAGGAGAGUUUAGUUGCUGGUGAUGAUGGUGAUGAAGCUGUUGGUGAAGAAGAAAACAAGAAAGAUGCUGAUCAGACUGAAACAACAAACAACACCGAAGUGACAAUCACUGAGGUAAAAUCUGAUUCUGAAGUCUUAAUCGAAACUGUUGAACAAUUGAAAUAUUGUUCUGAAACAUCUGAUACGCUUAAGCGACAGUAUUCAGUAAAGCAACAAGUUGUCAAUUCUUACAUUGAGGAUGUUGCUAAGCUAAAGCGUCAAAUAGCUGAUUUCGAACAGGAUAACAACAAGUUACAUAGUUAUCGUGCGUCAUCAUAUGUGCUUGAAAGAAUUUUCAACAUAAAACCGGGUGAUGAUGAUUCUGAGAAAAACAAAAAGGGCAUUGGUUCUGAGUAUCAUCAAGUUCCUCCACCGAAAAAGCUUGCAUUUUAUGAUGAUGAAAAGGUGCUUUUGAAGAAAACUGAAUGUCAACCAAAGGAGAAUCGAAGCAGCCUGGCACGCGAGGAAGAGGCUGCUGGUCCCUGCGACGGUUAA